Molecule: messenger RNA, 4725 nt
Organism: Pungitius pungitius (ninespine stickleback)
Lineage: Eukaryota; Metazoa; Chordata; Actinopteri; Perciformes; Gasterosteidae
Gene: erbin
Product: erbb2 interacting protein
Exons: 27
Coding region: 147-4313 (1388 amino acids)
Biological process (GO): embryo development; neurotransmitter receptor transport, endosome to postsynaptic membrane; establishment or maintenance of epithelial cell apical/basal polarity
Cellular component (GO): postsynaptic membrane; adherens junction; postsynaptic density
Molecular function (GO): protein binding
Source: RefSeq, a predicted model, not a curated record
GGGGAAUAGUACCACCCCAUUACCCGGACCACACUGAAUGAGACGUCGACUCAAGAGUAAAUUCAGAUAAGCACGCCGUGGCUGUUGGAUCAUCUGCCACCCACUAGGAUCCAGGCGCUUGAGUCCUAAAUGACAAGUGCCUGAGGAUGUCCAAGCGGAGCUUUUUUGUUCGCCUCGUGCCAUGCCGCUGCUUGCGGGGCGAGGAGGAGGCCGUGACAUCGCUGGACUACUCCCACUGCAGCCUGGAGACGGUUCCCAAGGAGAUCUUCAACUUCGAGAAGACCCUGCAGGAACUCUACCUCGACGCCAACCAGAUCGAGGAGCUGCCUAAACAACUGUUCAACUGCCAGUUACUCCACCGGCUGAGCAUGCCAGAUAAUGACGUAGCGGUGUUGCCGGCGGCCAUCGCCAACCUGGUCAAUCUCAGGGAGCUCGAUGUCAGCAAAAACAGUAUCCAGGAGUUCCCGGAAAACAUCAAGAAUUGCAAAGUUCUGGCGAUCGUAGAAGCCAGUGUGAAUCCCAUAACCAAGCUCCCAGACGGAUUCACUCAGCUUCUGAGUCUGACGCAGCUCUACCUGAACGAUGCCUUCCUGGAGUUCUUACCGGCCAGCUUCGGCAGGUUGACUAAACUACAGAUCUUGGAGCUGAGGGAGAACCAGCUAAAGAUGUUGCCAAAGAGCAUGCAGAAGCUCUCGCAGCUGGAAAGGUUGGACCUGGGGAGUAACGAGUUCACUGAAGUGCCUGAGGUGUUGGAGCAGCUGUCUGGAAUCAAGGAGCUGUGGAUCGACGGGAACAGACUGACGUUUUUACCCGGGAUGCUGGGGACGCUGAAACAGCUGGUGUACCUGGACGUGUCCAAGAACAACCUGGAGAUGGUGGACGAGCAGAUCUGCGGCUGCGAGAGUCUGCAGGACCUGCUGCUCUCCAACAACGCGCUCACACAGCUGCCGGGCUCCAUCGGCUCACUGAAGAAGCUGACUGCGCUGAAGGUGGAUGAGAACCAGCUGAUGUACUUGCCGGACUCGGUUGGAGGACUGGCCUCUCUGGACGAGCUGGACUGCAGCUUCAACGAGAUCGAGGCCUUGCCCUCCUCCAUCGGCCAGUGCGCCAGCAUCCGCACCUUUGCCGCAGAUCACAACUUCCUCAGCCAGCUUCCCCCCGAGAUGGGCAACUGGAAGAACGCGACCGUGCUGUUCCUGCACUCCAACAAGCUGGAGUCUUUGCCCGAGGAGAUGGGGGACAUGCAGAAGCUGAAGGUCAUCAAUCUCAGCAACAACAAGUUGAGAAAUCUUCCCUACAGCUUCACUAAACUGAACCAGAUGACUGCAAUGUGGCUGUCAGAAAAUCAGUCGAAGCCCCUGAUCCCUCUCCAGAAAGAGGAGGACCCAGAGACGGGAAAAACCAUGCUGACCAACUACAUGUUCCCCCAGCAGACCAGGACUGAGGAAUACAUCCCCAGCUCGGACUCUGAGAGCUUCAACCCGGCUCUGUGGGAGGAGCAGCGCAAGCAGCGAGCUCAGGUGGCCUUCGAGUGUGACGAGGACAAGGACGAGAGAGAAACGCCCCCCAGGGAGGGGAACCUGAAGCGCUACCCUACACCGUACCCGGACGAGCUGAAGAACAUGGUGAAGACGGCCCAGUCCGUGGCUCACCGGCUGAAGGAGGACGAGUCCGGAGACGAGUCGGGGAAGGAUGCGAAACCCCCCGAGAGGAACCACAUUGGGGUGCAGGACGUGGGCGUUAAGGUGAUCGAGGCUCCCUGUGCUAAUGGCACGGCAUCGGACAUGGACUCCCAAAUAUCCUGCAACACGUAUUCCCAAAGCCCCUCUGCGACGGAAACAAAGGACACGGAGUCUUACAGCGCUCAGAGAAUCCCUCUGAAGUCAUCAGGGGGCCCCAUGAUGAACCACGAGGACACGCUGGAGGAUUCUGACGAGCUGUCCGACGAAGAGGCGGAGAUGAAGAUUGCAGAGAUGAGACCCCCUCUUAUUGAGAUCUCCAUCAACCAGCCUAAAGUAGUGACUUUGAGUAAGGACAAAAAAGACGACGCCGACUCUUUGCUGGACGACGCCGUCGCCAACAGCAACCAGAACAACAGCAACUGUUCGUCGCCGUCGCGCAUGUCCGACUCGGUGUCCCUGACCACGGACAGCAGUCAGGACAACUCGCUGUGCACCCCCGAGCGGGAGGCGAAGAUGCCCUUCCUCCCGAAAAGCAGGCAAGAGGACGAGAACAUGAACCAGCCCAAGGACACCACCCCUCUCCUCCACAACGGCAACGGCUCCGAGACGUCCCUUCCGUCCCUUUUGAAGAGCCAGCAGACUCCGACAAACAAAAUGGGGGACUACGACCUGUCGCUGGAAGCCCGGCUGGCCUUCAUCGAGAAGCGGUUCAACAACGGCACGGGCGAGUCCUACACCAAGUGGGACCAGAUCAACAUGAACGUGUCCAAGCCGCCGACCGACAACAUGGUCCGGCCGGACGAGGUGGACAAGACCGAGAACGUCUCCGUCCACCAGGGCCCGGACGGCAGGCGGGCUUUCAGCAACCACAACACGGAGGAGCGCUUCCUGAACGGGAACCAGCCGAGCGAGACCAGAGUGGCCUCCGCCGGCGUGACGGCCGGCGGCGACGCGUCCCUGUCCCGCAGCACCGAGGAGCUGUCCCCGGAUAAAAGGCGCCACGCCCCCCCGCAGGUGGCGAAGUGCCACAGCGUCGGCAACAUAGAGGCGGGAGGCAUGAAGGUGUACUCCUUCGACGGGGACGAGGACUCUGCGGCCAGGAUGGCGGGGGCGGCGCCGCAGCCGCUGCCGCCGCCGGGGGCUCAGGGCCAGAGCAUCGUCCGCAGCAGGUCCGCCAGUCAGCUGCUCAACGACCAGGCUCUCCAGAUCUACCCGGGCUCCUCGGCGUCGUCCUCGGACCUGCUCUGCUCCUCCAAGCCCCCCGCCAGCACCGGCAGGUACCCGGUCUCCUCCAGCAUGGCCAUGGGCAUCCCCCCCCCGCAGUACAACAUACAGUACGCCAGCAGCGGCGUGCCUAAGGAGGGCCUCUGGUCCCAGAGGACCCCCGUGCCCCCCGAGCACCAAGGUUACCCCCCCCCUCCUCCUCCUCACUCGCUAGCCAACACAAACUACUCCAACCGCAACCAAGCACCUCCGUACCCCCAGCAAAGGGGGCCCCCAGCGGCUCCCAUGCCCCCCGGGGACAUGUGGACCAGGGAGAGGCUUCCCUCCGCCGGGGGCCAGGCCCGGAGCAGCACCCUGCAGAGGCAGAGCAGCUCGGCCUCCACGGCCUCCGUGGGCGACCCGAGGCGCGUGCAGCUGCCCGACGACUACAUGACGUACAGGGACAUCCACACCCUCGCCAGGGGCCCGCUGGCCAUGAGCCACGCCAUGCAGAGGCCGCUGUCGGCCCGCACCUACAGCAUCGACGCGCCGGGGGCCUCGCGGCCCGCCCUCUGCUCCAGGCCGCCGCCCCACGAGCUCCCGGAGAGGACCAUGUCCGUCAGCGACUUCAGCUACCAGCAGAGCAGCCCGAGCAAGAGGCCCAACGCCCGGGUGAAGUCGGAGCACUCGCUGCUGGACGGGCCGGGGGGGGGCGUCGGGGCAGGGAGGGUGCCGUCGGACUGGCGGGACCAGGUGAUGCGGCACAUCGAGGCCAAGAAAAUGGAAAAGAACGCGCUGUCUCGCUCCUAUAACCCCGGUAGCGCCUCGCUGAGCCGGUCUCACUACGGCAGCUGUAGGGACAUGCAUGCCAGCCAAGGGUCCCUGGUCUUUAGUGCCAGGGACGGAGCGCCCUACGGAGCCGGGGGCUUCUGCGACGACGUGUUUCCACCAGGGCAGCAGAGCUACACCAUGGAUCACAGAAAAGUGCCUUUGAUGAACGGCCAGACGGGCCCCCCCGCUCGGCCUCAGGUGAGCCAGGCGACCAUGGCCCGCCACCCGUCCAGGGAGCAGCUCAUCGACUACCUGAUGCUCAAAGUCUCCCACCAGCCGCCGGGGCCCCCGCGCGUCCCGACCGACGCGCUGCAGCAAGAGAUCCGUGUGAAAGUGGAGAAGAACCCAGAGCUGGGCUUCAGUAUAUCGGGAGGAGUGGGCGGCCGGGGGAAUCCCUUCCGACCCGAUGACAAUGGCAUAUUUGUGACGAGGGUUCAACCUGACGGGCCGGCGUCCAUCAUCCUGCAGCCUGGAGAUAAAAUCCUGCAGGCGAAUGGAUAUAGCUUUGUGAAUAUCGAUCACCUGCACGCAGUGUCCCUCCUGAAAACGUUUCCAAACACUGUGGACAUGAUUAUCGUAAGAGAAGCGGCAGCUUAGACUCCCCCCCCCCCCCCCCCCCCCCCCGUCCACAGGACAGGGAUGGUGACUCUGAUAUUUUUAUAAGCGGAGGCGGCCGACCUGGUGAAACGCGAUGGGACUAUUUUCAGUAGAGAUCUUUGUAGCCUUGAUUUAAACGGAGAAAACCACUGAAUGUAGUGGAUUCAAGUGGCAAGUCCUCAAAAGGCCAUCACUGUGGUAUAUAUAUUUUUAUACAAAAGAAGCUGAAAAUGUGACCUGCUCUGAUGCAAGAAGUUACUGUGGUCUCUGUACAGAUCUUUUUUUUUUUUCUUAUACCCUUUAUCAUAAACAAGGUUUUUAUUUCCUCGGAUUGACGCAUGAAUUGACCACUAGGGGGCAGAACUCUUGUCCCCUCUGUCAUCCAAUUUGCCUAUUUUUUUUUUUUUUCUUU